This is a messenger RNA of Hyposmocoma kahamanoa, 2139 nucleotides long. RefSeq names its product ER membrane protein complex subunit 1 (gene EMC1). Gene Ontology annotation, biological process: protein folding in endoplasmic reticulum. The coding region runs from base 5 to 1522 and encodes 505 amino acids. NCBI's taxonomy places the organism in Eukaryota, Metazoa, Arthropoda, Insecta, Lepidoptera, Cosmopterigidae. The record is from RefSeq and is a predicted model, not a curated record. The transcript is spliced from 10 exons. Gene Ontology annotation, cellular component: EMC complex.
CAAGAUGCAUAGUUCGAUCUGGGCGGCGUUCUCGCGUCGUCUGAUGACUCAAGCGCAGCAGCUGCAAACGCUGUGGCGCGGAGAGACUACUGAAGCCGGCGGGCCAUCCCCACUCGUCAGAGACUACUUCAACUUGCACAAACUUAUCGUGCUUGUCACUGAUUCCGGCAAGAUAUUCGGUAUAGACAACCUCACAGGGGCGAUAUUAUGGCAGCGCUACGAGCCAUCGUUGGAUACUGACGGAGUAAUAGUUUUCACUAGAAGGACAGCUCGACAUCCUCCACUUGACGCUUAUCUCACCAUUGUGGGGAAAGAUAUGGACACUGGCAACGGCCUAAUAAUAAGUAUAAACCCUAUUCGAGGCACUUACGUUGGCGAAAGGAUUCUGCAAUUGGAUAGUCAGUUGCUGCAGUGCGCGCUUUUGCAUAAACCCGACAAUGAGAAAUUGCAGGCGCUCAUAUUGCUAUACAAGGACGAGUCUGUACAGGUAUUACCAGGUUCCGCAGCGCCACUUGUAGAAAAUAUGUACAUGUACGUAGCUGAGAGGAGUACAGCGAAAGUACAGGGGUACGCACUCAGAUACGACGGCAAAGCAGUAAUAGCAGAAAAGACGUGGUCGCUAAACCUCGGCGGCGAUGACAACUCUGGCCACAGAAUAGUAACGGUGGUGGGUAAGCCAGCCAACGAACGAGUUUAUUCGCCCGGGCGGGUCCUGGGCGACCGCAGCGUGCUGUACAAAUACAUCAACCCUAACGUUGUGCUGUUCAUCACUGAGGGACCCGACGCGUUGCACAAAGACGUGGUGGUGGCGACGUGCGUGGACGCGGUGUCGGGCGGCGUGGUGGCGGCGCAGGCGCACCGGCGCGCGCGCGCGCUGCCGCUGGCCGUGCACAGCGAGAACUUCCUCGCCUACCUCUACUACAACGACAAGCACCGCCGGACGGAGAUCGCCACGAUGGAGCUGUACGAGGGCAAGCACCGCUGGUCCCCCGCGGGGGCCCCGUUUAGUUCGCUGGCCACGGAGCGCGCCCCCAGCGUGGAACGCCUGGCCUACAUCGUGCCCGCGCAGCCCACGGCCGCAGCCGCCACCACCACAGAGCGGGCGCUCACCGACAAGCACGUGCUGCUGGGUCUGUCAACGGGCGCGAUAAUAGAAAUGCCAUGGGUAUAUCUAGAACCUAGAAGACCAGUAACUCCCACGCCAGACCAGCGAGAAGAAGGACUGAUUCCCUACGCGCCUGAACUGCCUCUGCCUUCCGAAGCUGUCAUCAACUACAAUAGGACGUUAUUGAAAAUAAAGGCCAUCCACACAGCGCCUUCAGGACUCGAGUCUACUUGUUUAGUACUUGCUACUGGAUUAGAUCUUUUCUACACGCGAGUAGCGCCAUCGAAAACCUUCGAUCUCUUAAAAGACGACUUCGACUACUCCCUCAUAUCAAUAGUGCUGACGGCGUUAAUAGUGGCCACGUACAGCACCAAGUACUUCGCGUCCAGGAAAAUGCUCAAACUCGCGUGGAAGUGAUGCCUGAUCUGUAUAUAUUAGGACUGUACUCGGGUAAGUACCUUUAUAAGGGAUGUUGCAAAGCGAGAAGAAAAAAUAUAUCAGGCAAACGCUGACAAUGACAACGUUCAUGUAAAAAAAAUCGCCACCAUUGUAAAUGUGCCUGAUAACCAUACUGGAAAGGAAAUGCAUAAGUAUUUUUGUUUUUUAAGUAAAUGGACUUGCUUUUGAUCGCUACUCAAUCCGAGAUAGGGUCUACGAUGGUACGAGGUCGCCCAAAAGAUACUCGGGUUAUAUGUGCUCGAAAACAGUCGCAGGCAGAGAAUUCCGUUCCUGGGCAGCGAAUAAUGGAUGAAAAAGCACGUAAUAUGCCUCCAUGGGAAAGGAAUGUGGUAGUAGGGAGUGUAGAACGAUAUAUAGCGCGGAAUUUCUGCGCAAGAAUAACAGUAUCUCGCGUUUUAUGUCGUUCGCACCCUGCCGUGCUAGCCUUUCUGGUCUAUCAGGAAUACAUUCCAAAUGAUAAAAACCGAUUUCAUAAUAUUUAUAUAGUAGCAAUAGAGCUCCAUGUGAAAGAGUUCGUCCAGGGUAGUACUGCCACCUAUUUCUGCCACCAAGCAGUAAUGUCAGCAUUAUUGUGU